Messenger RNA from Zootoca vivipara (common lizard), 1325 nucleotides. NCBI's taxonomy places the organism in Eukaryota, Metazoa, Chordata, Lepidosauria, Squamata, Lacertidae. The record is from RefSeq and is a predicted model, not a curated record.
UCUAUAUUUUGCGUCAUGCUACUGCUGCCGCCACCUUCUUCAUAAGCCCACGUAUACAGGAGCAAAGGGGCCAGAAGUGAGUUUUAGCAGCCAGAAGAAAACAUUCUCAUUGAGGAGCACCCGCCCUUCGGUUCUUCGCAACUCAGGACACCAGGCUGAAAAAAAAGGCUUCACAAGGAAGCAAACUUUUUGCACGUGCUCCCGCUGCGCAUUUCUUUUCACACACCAUGCCAGUUCUCUUGGGACUUCUCCUCCUCUCUGUGCUUCUAACUCCAGGUGACUCACUGGAGUGUGAAACCUGCGUGGGGACAGGUGCCAGCUGCAAUGGCAAGAAGAUGAGUUGCAGUGCUAAUGAAGACACCUGUGCUGUCUCUCUUACUGAAAGCAAAGUAGAUCAGGUAUCAACUCAAACUAUAUUUAAAGGCUGUUCAUCCACUAAGGCCUGUGGACAGGGACUAUAUUCCAUAAAUUUGGGCAAGAUGAUGACUACCAGAGGAAUGGCUGUCUGCUGCAAGGAUGCUGACUGCACAUCCGUUUCUGUUUCAUUGCCUCCAAUAAACAACAAAGUCAAUGGGAAAAAAUGCCCAGCCUGCUAUUCUUUGUUAAGCCCAUGCUCUUCAGACGUGGCAGAAUGCACAGGAGCUGAGGACCAAUGUCUGGAUCUUAGCAUCAAAAGUGGAGGGAUUGAAAUCACUAUGAAAGGUUGCACUACCAAGAAUUACUGCGAGGCUUUAUCACAGAAUGUUAAGAAUACAUUCAAGGAAGUUGCAUCUGGCACUAUAGAUGGUAACUAUACACAAGCCAAUAAUCCUGAUAAUCCUUUCAGGGCAGUUACUUCUGCAGUUCUGGAUGGUAACUAUACACAAGCCAAUAAUCCUGAUAAUCCUUUCAGGGCAGUUACUUCUGCAGUUCUGGAUGGUGACUCACUGGAGUGUGAAAAGUGCACAGCGGAAGGCACCAGCUGCAAGGGCAGCAUUAAAAGGUGCAGCCCUGAUGACGACACCUGUGUUGUCUUUCUUACUGAAUUCAAAAUAGGUGACUCCUUGGAGUGCGAAACCUGCACAGAGGUAGGCCUGAACUGUACGGGCAAGAUGGAGAAUUGCAGUGCUGCUGAAUACAGCUGUGUUGUUGCUGUUGCUGAAGUCGUAGCAGUGCCACCAAUCAGCAGUAAAGCCAAUGGGAAAAAAUGCCCAGCCUGCUUUACUCAAUAUUCCCAGUGCUCUACAGAGGAGGCGGAAUGUACAGGAGAUGAGGACCACUGUCUGGAUGCUACCAUCGAAUCUGGUAAUUCUGAUAAGAUCUGCUAUGUUGAUAUUGCUGAUUAA